Glycine soja is the source of this 1127-nucleotide messenger RNA. Its product is annotated as very-long-chain (3R)-3-hydroxyacyl-CoA dehydratase 2. The transcript is spliced from 9 exons. Gene Ontology annotation, molecular function: 3-hydroxyacyl-CoA dehydratase activity. Gene Ontology annotation, biological process: sphingolipid biosynthetic process; very long-chain fatty acid biosynthetic process; fatty acid elongation. The record is from RefSeq and is a predicted model, not a curated record. Bases 156 to 812 code for a protein of 218 amino acids. NCBI's taxonomy places the organism in Eukaryota, Viridiplantae, Streptophyta, Magnoliopsida, Fabales, Fabaceae. Gene Ontology annotation, cellular component: endoplasmic reticulum membrane.
GGUUGGUAACGGGGUGGGCCGCGACUUUACUAAGCAAUUAAGGCAUAUACCCAUAUCAUAUUGAGGUUGCAGCGAAGACGAAGAGGAAAUGAAAUGAGCAUAUCCUAAUCCAGUUAUCCAUAAUUUCCUAAGCAUAAACGAGAAAUUGAGAGAGAAUGUCUCGUAUCUCUACACUCUAUCUUCUCGCUUACAACUCCUUUCAGGCCAUUGGAUGGACGAUUUCCUUAACUAAGAUUUUGUACAAUCUUCUCGUCACUGCAUCCAUCAAAGGAACCUAUGCUUCCGCCGCCAGCUUAAUCUGUUUUCUGCAAUGCGCUGCAUUCUUGGAAGUUAUACACGGAGCCAUUGGCAUUGUGCCCAGCGGGGUUUUGCUUCCUCUUAUGCAAUGGGGAGGAAGGACGCACUUUGUGCUUGCCAUUGUUAGGAAACUUGAUGAGCUUCAGGAAUUACCUUCAGUUUUUAUCACUUUUCUUGCAUGGAGCAUGGGGGAGGUCAUUAGAUAUUCACAUUAUGCUUUCGGUUGUUUGGGAAAUUGUCCUUCUUGGAUGACCUAUCUCAGGUACACUGCGUUUAUUGUGCUGUAUCCUUUGGGAGUGGGUCCUGGUGAAAUAUGGGCUAUGUACCAGGCUCUUCCAGUUAUAAAGGAGAAGAAUCUCUAUGCAGAUUCCUUUUCAAGCCUCCCAUUUAGCUAUUAUGAUUUCCUUAAGGUGGUACUUAUAGUUUAUCCAUUUCUCUGGUUCAAACUUUACCUGCAUAUGUUCAAGCAACGACGUACAAAACUAUAUAAACGCCAUGACAAGAAAAGGGCAUGAGGAGCUUUACAAAACUCCAUUCAUCUUGGUCAGUGAAUGGAGUCAUUGAAUUGAUUAUUGAACUUCCGAACUUGUAAUUUUAGUUCCACACACGAAGUAUUUUGUGAAAAAAAAUUAAUAACUUUCGGAGACACUCGUUCAAAAUUUAUUUAUUUGCUACUAUUUUUUUUUUCUUGACAAGAUAAGAGUGCCAACUGCCAAAUAAUGGAAUUGUUGCUUUCGAUUAUGAUUAAGAUGGUAGUAGUUAGAAGAAAGACCGUGAUUUGUAAUAUAUUGUCUUUUAUUUUUAUUUUUAUUUGGUCUUAAGUUAUAGAC